Molecule: messenger RNA, 2160 nt
Organism: Zea mays
Lineage: Eukaryota; Viridiplantae; Streptophyta; Magnoliopsida; Poales; Poaceae
Exons: 3
Coding region: 234-1769 (511 amino acids)
Biological process (GO): autophagosome assembly; protein localization to phagophore assembly site; mitophagy
Cellular component (GO): phagophore assembly site; Atg1/ULK1 kinase complex; cytosol
Source: RefSeq, marked validated
ACAGCCAAAUCCCCAACUCUUCCAACCGCUCCUCCGCUUAGCGUGCAGAUCUAACGAUCGCUCCGAUCCCAAGCACAACAACUUCUCCAAUUCCAAUCACCAGCCGAUCAGAUUUAUGCAGUCUUACUGCCGCGAGCGCCAGUCAUGCCGCGCGGCAGCAGCUUGGACCAGAGCUUGAGCGACGACGAGGGCUCGGCAGGUGUUGGGGCGGUUUGGGUUCGGCGUCGCUGGCAAUGUCCGGGAUGUCCGACUCCGCUGGGGGUGUGCGCGCGGGCGCGGAGCUGAUGGUGCAGCAGUUCCACCUCAAGGUGCUCCACGCCGUCCUCGCCGUGCGCACGCCGCGCCCGCACGCCUUCGCGGCGCCAGCGGCGGCGUCGUUCAGGCGGAGGGACAGGUGGUUCCAUCUCCCGCUCCACGACCCGCCGCCGCCGCCCGAGGCGGCUGACCGCCUGGACGAGCUGGUCCCCGGGGAGCCGCUGGUGGUGGACGUCCUCCUGAGCCCCGCCGGUAGUGUGGGAGCCCGAGGGGAGGUGGUGGAGAGGUGGACUGUGGCGUGCGAGCCCUGGCCGGACGCCGCGGGCGGCGAGGAGGUUGCCGUGAACCGGGCGUACAAGCACUGCUUCACGCUGCUCAGGUCCGUCUACGCCGUGCUCCGCGUCCUCCCGGCGUACCGCAUCUUCCGCCUCCUCUGCGCCAAUCCCUCCUACAACUACGAGAUGGGCCACCGCGUCGACACCUUCGCCGAGCCCUUCUCGCGCCCCCAGGAGGCCGCCAUGCGUUCCCAACGCUUUGUUCCCGUCGAAACCCAGCUCGGCCGCCUCGUCGUUUCCGUCCAGUACCUUCCCAGCCUCGCCGCCUUCAACCUCGAGAUCACCUCCCUUUCGCCCUCCAAGAUAAUCCCAGACUACGUCGGCAGCCCAGCCGCUGAGCCCAUGCGCGCCUUCCCGGCCUCGCUUACAGAAGCCACGGGCUCCGGCUUCCCACCAUCUAAUCAGCAGCAGCGCCCGCACAGCUGGGCUUCGCCUGUGUUCUGGUCGCACACGCCGGCACACCAGGCCAGGUUCUCGCCGCCUCCAGUGUUUUACGCGUCACCGACGCCAUCGCCUCCCCACUUUCCACCCCGUCUCAUGAGGUGGGAGUCUGCACCAAUGCCCAUACCACAGGUGAGCGAGAGGAGGAGCCCUGCACACCGCCAGAAUAUGCUACCACCACCUUCGACGAGAAGAGGAGACAUGAGGGCAGCAGGUGCUCUACAGUCUCCAUCUGAGAGUGGCCGGUUGAUUGGGAGGAUGGAGGAACUUCGGAUAGCUGAUCCAUAUGUGACCUCGUCACCCAGACAUAAGGGCAAGGACACUAAAGAUGGAUCUGGCAGAUUCUCUGCACUCUCCUCAUGCGAUUCACCACGGCAAGAUGAUCUGGAUGAUGUGGAUUACCAUUUCGACGUUGAUGAUGUUGAUACUCCAGUCUCCCAACCUCGGAGAAUUGAUGGGAAGGAAACAGGUGAUCAGGUUGGUUCAUCAUCCCAUAAAUCUCAAGACGCACAAGUAGGUUCUCUAGUCAACCUGCUGAGAAAUGCCAGCCCGCUGCGAAAUCCUAGCAAUUCAUCACAGAUAUCAAGGGCCGAGUCCAGCGAAGUAGCCUCAGCAAGCUCGGUCACGUCCCGCAGGACAUCUGACGCCCUUGAGGAGCUCCAGUCCUUCAAGGAGAUAAGGGAGCGACUGCUGUUCCGGAGCAGCGCAAAACAUCAAGAGCCACCAGGAAAACCAUAAGGCCAUUCUUUGUUUUGUUUCUCUUAACGUGAUCGCUGAUAGACUCCCAACCGGGAAACCAUAUGCACAGCGAACUAUAGUUGCUGUGUUCAUGUAUAUACGAGUGCUAAAGUUGAUGCUUUUGAUUGAAGAGAAGGCACCGGCUUCCAUUUAUUUCAGCGGAACAAUCACUCGUCGUUCUCAAGAGUGAUGGAGUGAUGCCGCUGUUGAUACUCUUUUGUAUAUGGGAAGCGAAACCGAUACACGUAGGUGGGAGCGAGGGAGCCUGUGAAUUGUGAUGGAUGAAAGCAGGUCUCAUUGUGUGCGUGUGUUUGUAAAUUAUGUAACUGCUGGAAAUCAAAUGUUCAUUAGACGUCAACCUUUGAAGAGUUGCUCGCACUUCGCAAGACUA